AUGGCUUCAUUAUCUCGUUUCCUGUCCAAGUUAGCCUACAAGGCGUUGCCGCUUUUCCAAUGCCUAAAGAAGAACGAUCGAUUCGCCUGGACAAACGAGUGCGAGGAAGCCUUCACAGAACUCAAGAAAUCGCUAGCAUCGCCGCCGAUCCUGACAAAAACCGCGGUUGAAUCUUCCCAUAUUGAUUUACAUAUCGGCAUCCGAUUGAGCAGUCAGUGCAGUGCUGGUCCAAGAGCAAGAAGGCACCCAAGUUCCGGUAUACUUCGUGAGUCGGGUCCUACAAGGCACCAAAAUAAGGUAUCAGAAGAUCGAGAAAUUGGCUCUUGCAAUACUGGUUACAGCGCGGAAGUUAAGACACUAUUUCCAGAGUUAUGA
Messenger RNA from Cajanus cajan (pigeon pea), 375 nucleotides. The record is from RefSeq and is a predicted model, not a curated record. NCBI's taxonomy places the organism in Eukaryota, Viridiplantae, Streptophyta, Magnoliopsida, Fabales, Fabaceae.